Molecule: messenger RNA, 3607 nt
Organism: Alnus glutinosa
Lineage: Eukaryota; Viridiplantae; Streptophyta; Magnoliopsida; Fagales; Betulaceae
Product: lysine-specific demethylase JMJ21
Exons: 16
Coding region: 675-3503 (942 amino acids)
Cellular component (GO): cytoplasm
Molecular function (GO): protein binding
Source: RefSeq, a predicted model, not a curated record
UCAGGCCCAGGCGCUGGGGUCCAGAGAUCGCAGACCUGACUCUCUCGGAGACCUUCAGGUCCUCCCCGAUGAAACCCUCUGCGCUAUCUUGGAAUACCUCACUCCUCGGGAUCUCGCUCGCCUCGCUUGUGUCAGCAGGUUCAAACCUGUUCUCUAAUCCGUAUUCCUAGGUUUUUGUAUGAUAAAUUAUACACAGUUAUUUCAAUACUCAAAGAUUCGGGCAUUGCACAUUUCUACCAUUUCUUAGCUCCCCAUUGAUAGCUGAACUCGUGCUUUGAAUUUGAUUUUCGCCGCUAAGAACAAUAAUUCGAUUUUGGAAUGGAGCGAGAGCCAGUUACAACAAUUUUCUCUCUGAAUGGGAACAAUAGGAUAUGUAAUUUCAGAGAAGCAUGUGUGUCUGAGAAGUUGUAAAGAAAUAGGAUUGGUGGUUCGCUGAGUGGCACAAAGCUGGUGAAAUGAGGUGGGUGUCCAGAUAACAUUGGCAGCAAGGAUUGCAAUUGAGUGGGACAUUGUAGUGCUUACUUAUUGCGGAUUUGCAGCACAAUAUAGUUAUCCAAUUGUGGAUGAUGAGUUCGAUACGAGUGAGGUUAAAAUUGCAAUAUCAACAAGCUUUAAGUGGUUAAGUGGAGCCUGAUAGUUGUCUUUGGAAUUGGCGUGGUUAAUGGUCUGUACUAAUGAGCGACGUUUUUAUGAAUAUGCCUCAGAUUAGUGUGAUGUACUUACUAUGCAAUGAAGAACCAUUGUGGAUGAGCCUAUGCCUUAAAACGCUAAAUGGCCCGCUUCAGUACAAAGGCUCGUGGAAGAAAACAGCUUGUCAUUUGGAGCAGCUGCUCAAUGAAUAUGAAGAACCCUCCAGAAAACCACUUCAUUUUGAUGGGUUCAGCUCUUUGUUCUUGUACAGAAGAUUAUACAGGAGCCACACCACAUUGUGCGGCUUUUCUUUUGAUAAUGGUACUGUGGAAAGAAAGAAGGACCUUACUUUAGAAGAGUUUUAUCAUCAGUAUGAUGGGAAGAAACCGGUUUUGCUUACUGGACUGGCGGACACUUGGCCAGCAAGGCAUUCAUGGAUAAUUGACCAGUUAUUGCUGAACUAUGGCGACACAACUUUCAGAAUUUCUCAAAGGGGUCCACGAAAAAUCUUGAUGAAAUUUAAACAUUAUGUCUCAUACAUGAAACUUCAGCAUGAUGAGGAUCCACUAUAUAUAUUUGAUGACAAGUUUGGGGAAGUUGCACCUGGUUUGCUGAAGGAUUACAAUGUCCCUCAUCUAUUUCAAGAAGACUUUUUUGAUGUCUUAGAACGAGAUCAGCGACCACCAUUUAGAUGGCUUAUAAUUGGGCCAGAGAGGUCUGGUGCCUCUUGGCAUGUUGAUCCAGCUCUUACCAGUGCCUGGAAUACCCUUCUGUGUGGUCGUAAAAGGUGGGCGUUUUAUCCACCAGGAAGAGUGCCCCUGGGAGCCACAGUGCAUGUAAAUGAAGAAGAUGGUGAUGUCAAUGUUGAGACACCAUCAUCGCUGCAGUGGUGGCUAGAUUUUUAUCCACUACUUGCUGAUGACGACAAGCCAAUAGAGUGUACCCAACUACCUGGGGAGACAAUUUUCGUUCCAAGUGGAUGGUGGCAUUGUGUCUUGAAUCUGGAAACAACUAUUGCUGUGACACAAAAUUUUGUGAAUUCCAAGAACUUUGAAUUUGCAUGUUUGGAUAUGGCACCUGGUUAUCGCCAUAAAGGAGUUUGCCGUGCUGGAUUGCUUGCUCUUGAACAAGGCAGUUUCGAGGAUGCAGAUAAGAAUAUAUUCUGCAUUGAUGAUAGUUUCAGUUACCCAGACCUGACUAGGAAAGACAAGAGGGCCAGAAAUCAGGAACCUGGAGAUGGUCCAAAUCAUGAAAAAACUACCAAUGGUGCCUCUAGAAGAUAUAAUAUGUGGAAACAAGGUUUUUCAUAUGAUAUAAAUUUCUUAUCCAUGUUUUUAGAUAAAGAGAAAGACCACUACAGUUAUCCUUGGAGCUCAGGCAACUGCAUGGGACAACGAGAAAUGAGAGACUGGUUAUCCAAGCUUUGGGUUAGAAAGCCAGGAAUGAGAGAAGUAAUAUGGAAGGGAGCAUGUCUCGCACUAAAUGCGGACAAAUGGUUAGAAUGCCUUGCAGAAAUUUGCGCCUUCCACAAUUUGCCUUCUCCCACAGAUGAUGAGAGGCUUCCUGUUGGCACGGGUAGCAAUCCUGUUUAUCUCAUGCAAAACACUGCAAUCAAAAUUUUUGUUGAAGGAGGGUUGGAAGCUUCAAUUUAUGGUUUAGGCACCGAGCUUGAGUUUUACAAUAUAUUAUGUAAAGUCAACUCCCCUCUGAAGAAUCACAUUCCUGAUGUUUUGGCAAGUGGGAUUCUUUACCUUGAAAAUGGGUCUUAUAAAGUUGUUUCUUGGGAUGGCAAAGGAGUUCCUGAUGUGAUUGCUGAGAGCAAUCUGAGUCCAGAAAAUUGCAAAGUAGAUGAAUAUCCUUUUGGUGUAUGGAGCAAGAAACAAUUUGAAUACAGAAAAGCUGUGAUUUCAAUACAUGAAUCAAUUGUUCCGGCAGGAUCCACUAGGAUAUGGCCAUACAUUAUAACAAAACGAUGCAAAGGGAAGAUUUUUGCUCAAUUGAGAGAUAGGCUGUCAUGGGAAGAUACACUAAGCUUAGCUUCUUUUCUGGGAGAGCAGCUCCGUAACCUUCAUCUCUUGCCCCAUCCACCUUUUAAUCAUUCAAUUUUUUCAGAUAUUGAGCCGAAAUUGCAAUUGGCCUUUACUAACGAUUGUAUGGAGGCUGUUCCUAACAAAUCAAGAAUUCCAGUAGAAUGGGAAAUUUUCAUCAGAACUUUAAUGAGGAAGAAGAAGGAUGUAUCAAUCCGCUUGUCUAAAUGGGGCGAUCCAAUUCCUCACACACUGAUAGAGAAAGUUGAUGAAUACAUCCCAGAUGAUUUUGCCAAGUUGCUUAAUGUAUUUGAGGGUGAAAAUGGUCUAAAUAAAGUUUGUAAACCUUGCUCUUGGAUACACUCGGAUAUUAUGGAUGAUAAUAUUCACAUGGAAUCAAAGUCGGGUAGUUUGUGCUUGAGUGGAAAUGCCAAAGAUGCUGACCAGGAGGAUGAUGACUCUAUGAAUGGCUACAAUGAAGGUGGAAAGGGAAAAUCAUGGUGCCCUAGCCACAUUCUUGAUUUCAGUGAUCUGUCUUUAGGUGAUCCUAUUUGUGAUUUGAUCCCCAUAUAUUUUGACGUAUUUAGAGGUGACCAGAGUCUCCUUAAGCAAUUUUUAGAAAGCUACAAACUUCCUUUCAACAAAAUGCCACAGCAUGAAUCAGAGGAGGGUGGUGAAAAAGGUGGACGACUUUCAUACCUUGCCAUGUGUUAUUGUAUUUUGCAUGAAGAGAAUAUUUUGGGAGCCAUCUUCGGUAUAUGGAAUGAACUCAGAACGGCAAAAUCAUGGGAAGAAGUUGAGCUGAAAGUAUGGGAAGAGUUAAAUAAUUACAAAGGCUUUACCUGAUCGUUGCCUGCAACUCUCAUUAUCCGACCUCUAAACUUUGCAUGUUGAAGUCUCUGCUAAAUUUAUGUCAUUUCUAAUAAAUACAGAAAAUUCGGGCACUGCAA